This is a messenger RNA of Rhizoctonia solani, 816 nucleotides long. RefSeq names its product Folate-sensitive fragile site protein Fra10Ac1. Bases 1 to 816 code for a protein of 271 amino acids. The record is from RefSeq and is a predicted model, not a curated record. The transcript is spliced from 3 exons. NCBI's taxonomy places the organism in Eukaryota, Fungi, Basidiomycota, Agaricomycetes, Cantharellales, Ceratobasidiaceae.
AUGUCCGCCUCUCAGUCCGACCACGCGCGCUCGGUCUUCCGGAACAAUCUAGGCGGGCAAGAUGCAUACACUCGACACGUUCGAUAUGUCACGCAAUUCCAAAAUGUCUACAAUCCAAGUGACUCUACUCGGGUUCAAGCCAAGGGAAAGACAGAGAUGGAUGGGUUGGUCGAGCAUCACAAGUUUCUACGAGAUGACGACGACAAAGAGCUAGAACAGCUUAGUCCUGAAGAGAGAAUUGCUGUCAAAUACUAUAGAGGCUUAUUCAAGGAGUUUGCUGUUGUAGAUUUGAAACAUUAUAAAAGUGGCCAGUUUGCACUACGUUGGCGUACCGAAACAGAAGUUAUCUCCGGGUUAGGGCAGUUUACAUGUGGCAACACGAGGUGUGCGUAUCACCGAGCUGAUGACGAUCGACCGGUUCCUCAGCCUAAACUUAUUACAUUGGAAUUACCGUUCGGAUACUUAGAAGACGGCGAGGCCAAAAGUGCACUUGUCAAAGUCGUUCUUUGCGAUAGGUGCAAGAAGAAGUUGAUGUGGAAACGAGAUAGAGACAGGGAAGGGACGGAAGGGGAGGAAGGAGUUGAUAAUGCUGUGGAAAAGAAAGGGCAAAGUAGAGUGAUGGAAAGAGAAGAGCUAGAGAAGGAGCAGGGUUCAUCAAGCAAGUCCAGCCAACGCGAGCGAGACGAGCGGCCAUCCAGGAGGGACCACAAUAGCUCGUCGAGACGACGGGAAAGAAGAGACCACUCCCACGAACGAUCAAAACGACGGUCUCGUUCUCCCCGACGACAGGCAGCGGGUUCUUCUCAAUAUUCUUGA